UAAGAAAAUAACUGGGAGAACUAAACAGCUUUCUUUAAAAUCUACUCCUGAAUUUCAUCAGCGAGUAAAAGAAAUAUCAGUAAAAGAAAAAUGUUUAAUGAUAGAAAUCUUAGAGAAAGCGGUAGCAGUUUGGAAAUAUUAA
This is a messenger RNA of Funneliformis mosseae, 142 nucleotides long. Lineage: Eukaryota; Fungi; Glomeromycota; Glomeromycetes; Glomerales; Glomeraceae. The record is from the annotation of a GenBank genome assembly.